AUGUCGACUCAGCCCGCCGAGUCGAUCCUGAUCCCGACGACGUCGACCUCAACCUCGACCUCGACUGCGGUCACGACAACGAAAGCCAAGCCGAAAGCAGCCCACCACCUGCUCUCCGGCGCGCUAUCAGGCCUCACGAGCGCAGUCUGCCUGCAGCCGCUGGACCUGCUCAAGACGCGCCUCCAGCAGGGCUACGAUCUCCUGCCCGUCAUCAAGCAGGUUGUGCGCGACGACGGCGUGCUCGGAUUAUGGCGCGGAACGGAGGCGACUGUCGCUCGCAACGUCCCCGGCGUAGCGCUGUACUUUUACAUGCUCUCUUCUAUCCGAAACGAGCUCUCGCGUGUUCCCAUGUUUCAGCGCGCGGUGCAGCCCGCCGACUCCUCCGCCUCGUCACGUACCGCACUCGCCGCGCUGUCGCCAACAGGCAAUCUCCUCGCGGGCGCCGUGGCGCGGACAUCGGUCGGCUUCGUGCUGAACCCGAUCACGAUCCUGAAGGCGCGCUUCGAAUCUAAUGCCUACUCGCAGUACCGGAGCUUGACGGGCGCCAUGGCCCAUCUGUGGCGGACGGAGGGUGUCCGCGGCCUCUUCCAGGGCUUCACGGCUACAGCGGUGCGUGACGCGCCGUAUGCGGGAAUAUACGUCGUGUUCUACGAGUGGUGCAAGGAGAUUGUCGGCCGCACGAUGGCCCUCCGGCCCGACUUGGGUAUCCCGAACGCGGCGCUGCAUUCUGGCUCGGCCGUCACGGCUGCCAUGCUCGCGACGAUCAUCACGUCGCCGGCUGACUGUGUCAAGACACGAAUGCAGGUCGCCCCCGCGCAGAACCCGAACAUUCGCUCCGCCCUCGUGAACAUUUACCGGGACACCGGCAUCCCGGGCUUCUUCUCGGGCUCGUCUAUGCGCAUUUCGCGCAAGGCGGCCAGCUCAGCUAUCGCGUGGACGGUGUACGAGGGCCUGCUCCUGUUCAUGGGCAAGCAGGGAAAGCUCGGCAAGGGCGGCAAGGACGAGAAGGCCGUCUAG
This is a messenger RNA of Trichosporon asahii var. asahii CBS 2479, 1017 nucleotides long. RefSeq lists its product as uncharacterized. Gene Ontology annotation, cellular component: mitochondrion; mitochondrial inner membrane. Gene Ontology annotation, molecular function: glycine transmembrane transporter activity. The transcript is spliced from 5 exons. The record is from RefSeq and is a predicted model, not a curated record. NCBI's taxonomy places the organism in Eukaryota, Fungi, Basidiomycota, Tremellomycetes, Trichosporonales, Trichosporonaceae. The coding region runs from base 1 to 1017 and encodes 338 amino acids. Gene Ontology annotation, biological process: glycine import into mitochondrion.